AUGUCAUCAGAGAAAGAGAGAAAAAAAUGUCCAUCAGAUGAACUUUUAAAAUUGGUUGAACUUUGGCUUAAAUGGGAUCAAUGUGAAAUAACCAGACAAGAAAUUGAGCAACUUCAAAAUGAAUCAAAAUGGGAUAAUCUAGACGCUCGUUUAUCUCAUCGAAUUCAAUUUGGUACAGCCGGUCUACGUGCAAAAAUGGGUAGUGGAUUUGCUUUAAUGAAUGAAUUAACUGUUAUUCAAGCUACCCAAGGUUUUAUUCGUCAUAUUCAAUCAACAUAUAAAGAUAAAAACGAUUCACUUUCGGUUGUUAUCGGUUUUGAUGCUCGUCAUCAAUCUCAAAAGUUCGCUCGUCUAACUGCAGCUUUGUUUGCUCAUGAAAACAUUCAUGUUUAUUUGUUUGAUUCAACAACAGUUCCAACACCAUUCAUUCCAUUUUCCAUUCAAAAAUUAAAAUGUAAAGCUGGUAUUGUUGUUACAGCGAGUCAUAAUCCAAAGGAUGAUAAUGGUUAUAAAGUUUAUUGGGAAAAUGGUGCACAAAUUAUUUCACCACUAGAUUCACAAAUUGCUCAUUCUAUUCAAGAAAAUUUAGAACCAUGGAAAGGAAAAGCAUGGAAUUUAGAUAUUCUUCAAGAGAAAAGUUCAAAUUUAAUUUCAGAUCCAAUUGAACAAAUUUGUGAUCUAUAUAUAAAAAAUUUAUCAAAUUUGUGUUAUUUUCCAGAAUUAAAUGCUAAAACAGAAUUAAAAUUUGUUUAUACACCUGUUCAUGGUGUUGGCCAACAGUUUGCAGAAAAAGCAUUUUCUGCAUUUAAAUUUCAACCAUUUAUUUCAGUUGACGAACAAAAAAAUCCAGAUCCUGAUUUUCCAACAGUUAAAUAUCCAAAUCCUGAAGAAGGAAAAGAAACACUUGAAUGUGCCAUUAAGACAGCUAAUAAAAACAAUGCUGAUUUUAUUCUUGCAACUGAUCCAGAUGCUGAUCGAUUUGCAUUAGCUGAAAGAGAUACACAAGCAACAACGCAAACUGGUUGGAGAAUCUUAUCAGGAAAUCAAUUAGGAACUUUACUUGGGUGGUGGCGUUGGUUUACUUGGCGUAAUAAAAAUCCUCAAGUUAAUGUUAAGGAUGUUUAUAUGCUUUAUUCAACUGUAUCAUCACAUAUACUUAAAUCAAUUGGUCAAAUUGAAGGCUUUAAUACAAUUGAUACAUUAACAGGUUUUAAAUGGCUUGGAAAUAAAUCACAUGAAUUAAUCAACAAUAAUAAACAUGUUCUUUUUGCUUUUGAAGAAGCCAUUGGAUUUAUGUGUGAUCCAAAUAAUGUAUUAGAUAAAGAUGGAAUAUCGGCAAUGGUUAUUGGAGCUGAAAUGUGUACUUAUUUAAAAUCAAUUGGAAGAACAUUAUAUGAACAAUUAAAUCAAAUAUCAUUACUUUAUGGUUAUCAUAUCAAUAACAAUUCCUAUAUUAUUUGUAAUAAAACAAAUAUUUUACUUAAAAUCUUUCAUCGUUUAAGACAUUAUGAUCAAAGAGAAGAUCAACAACAACAGGAAAUUAGUAAAACUGAUAAAAAUCAAUCGGAAAUUGUUGUUCAAUAUUCGAAUAAAAUAAAAUCUCAUGUAACACCAGAUGAAAAUGAACGUUUAUAUUCUAAAGAUGAAGAAUUUGUUUAUCCAAGAAGAUGUGGUCAAUAUAAUAUAAUUGGUAUUAGAGAUUUAACUGUUGGCAUUGAAGUGGAUUUUCGUGAUCAAGGAAAAGAUAAACAACCAACUCUUCCUUGUUCAUCAUCAACACAAAUGAUAACAUUUUAUUUCGAUAAUGAUUGUGAAAUAACAAUACGUACAAGUGGAACCGAACCGAAAAUAAAAUGGUAUUCAGAAAUAAGUAAGAAAAUUCAAAAUAAACAAACAUCUGACAUCAAUUCAAUGAUUGAUACUGAACUAUUUCGAAAUGAAACAAAACAUGAACUUGAUCAAUUAGUUGAAGCGGUUAUUCAAGAAUUUUUACAGCCAGAAAAAAAUGGUCUUAUUCAAAGAGAAACAUCAACUUAA
This is a messenger RNA of Rotaria socialis, 2037 nucleotides long. The record is from the annotation of a GenBank genome assembly. NCBI's taxonomy places the organism in Eukaryota, Metazoa, Rotifera, Eurotatoria, Philodinida, Philodinidae.